ACAUUUAAUUCUCAAAUGAAUGAACCAUCUACAAGUAAUCGCGAUAAUCAAGAAGAAUCUUCUCAUUUUCUUGUUAUCGAUGAUGAUUAUAAUGAAGAACAAAAUCAAACAUCAGUGGAAAAUUGGAUUCAUAACUUGAUAACUGGAAAUGGAAGAACUGAUGAAUCACACGAUUAUGAUAAAGCUAUUUCCGAAUCCGGUUAUGGACUCUACAAUAUAUUGCUGUUAUUGGCCUUUCUACCAGCUGGAUGGUCAGCUGUAUUUGACACAACAAGUCCAGCAUUCAUUUUACCCGCGGUUGAAUGUGUUUUUGAUCUCACACUAUUUCGAAAGGGUGUCCUAGUAUCAAUUGUAUACAUAGGGAUAAUUGUGUCGGGAAUCCUGUGGGAUUUUAUGCUACAAGAGUCGUUGAUAAAUCAUCUCGGAAAGCGAAAUUUGCUCCUUUUAGGAUUACUGGUCGACUCAAUUUGUAAUAUAACGAGUGCUUUUGUUGACUCUUACUUCGUGUUUCUUCUACUGAAAUUCAUCAGCGGUGUAAUUGUUGGUGGACCAUUUACAAUAUUGUUACCAUAUUUGGCAGAAUUUCAUGCUCCAAAAUAUCAAUCUCAAUUUACCAGAUGGGCUGGAUUUGUUUUCGGAAUUUCUCUUAUGAUUCCAGCAGCAAUUGCAUUCAACGUUUUGCCAUACAGUUCACCUUUUUCAUUUCAAAUUUCUGGAGGUGCUUUUGCAACAUGGCAAACAUAUCUUUUAAUUUGCUCAAUUCCAUCAGUUCUUGGCCUAAUAACAAUGUCAUUUACACCGGAUAGUCCAAAACUUUUGAUGUCCGAUGGUAGUUAUCAAAAAGCAUUGAAAUCAUUAAGAAGAAUUUAUUCCAUGAAUACAUGGAAGUCUCCUAAAUUCUAUCCGGUCAAAUUACUGAGGAUUAAAGAAACACAGGUGGAAACAGAAAAUGAUUUAACAGUGAAAAAUCAAAUUCAAAAAUCGUGGUCCAAUACAAAAACACUUUUUUCAAUGCCAUAUUUAUCGCCUCUGUCAAUUCUCAUUUUUCUUCAAUUUGGAAGCAUGCUUGGGUUAAAUACCAUGAGAUUAUGGGUGCCGCAACUUUUCAUCAUGCUCAACAAUUUUGGCAGGAAAAUACGUCACGCAUAUCCAUCAUCAAAUGAGACAUUUACCAUGUGUGAAAUGUUAGUUCCAAAUAGAUUUCCAAUGUUUAAUAACAUCAAUAAUUACAGCAUUCACACACAAACAUGUGUACCGUCUCAUAUUGAAGCUGCUGUAUACAUUAAUUCUACAAUUAUUGCAAUGUCAACUGUGGUGUUUGCCUUCCUCGCUGGAUUUAUACUGACAAGUCGAACAAGGAAAGAAAUUAUAAUUCUUUUGAUGUUUAUAAUCGCAAUUGUAUGCAGUUUUGGCGUCAAUUGGGCGCAACUAGUGCCAUAUAUGUUGACAUUAUCUGCCGCUAUCGUUGUAACGAUGAGAAUUGCUGGUAACAUCGUUCUUGCAGUAAAUGCUGAAGUAAUACCAGUGCCAUUAAGAUCCACCGCAGUCAGCAUUGUCAAUCUGAUCGGAAAUUUUGCCGCUGUCGUUGGCAAUUUCGCAUUUUCAAGCCUCCUCGAUGCCGAAUGCGUCGCUGCAUUCAUGUCCAUGGGAUGUUUAAUGCUUGCCUGUGCAACUAUUGUCUUCAUUUUGCCAAAGCCAUUGAAACCACCUGAAAUAACUACAAAUACCGAUGAAGAAAGAUAUUGAAAAUAAUUUUUUUUUUUUUUAAGUAGAUAAAUGACAAAAAAUUGUGAUUUUGUAAAAAAAAAAAAAAGAAAGUGCAAAGUAUUAUAUACAUAUAUAAUGUAGAACCAAAUGUGAUUUAGGAAAUUGAAUUUUUAUAUUAUAGAUUGUAGAUGAUUUUUUAUAUUUAAAUUUUAUAAAGAAAAUCUAUUGAUAAAUAUUUUAAUAUUAUUAUUUUUAAUUCAAUUUUAUAAUAAAACGAACAAAUUAAAAGCUCAAUAUUGUAAAAACAGUUUAGUAUAAUUUAAAAAUAGUAAAAUUACUUUUAUAGAUUUACUUCAAUUAUUAUUAAAAAUAAAAUGUUUACUAUUGUAAACAAUUUUGUUGCAAUUGUUAUAAAAAUAAAUUUUUAUUAUAUAUAUAUAUAUAUAUUUUUAUCAAAUUUUUAUGGCAACUGACAAAAAAAAAUGUUAUUUUGCAAUUACGUUCCAAUACCGUGUUUUAUAUGAUAUUUGAGAAACAAUAUAUUUCAGAGUGUAAAUGCAGAUAGAAAAUCAAUGAAAAGUUUUUAUUGGAAACUUUAUAAAUUGGUUUAUGUGGAAUGACGUAAAAUAUGAUACUGCCAGCGAUGUGUCACUCGUUGUGAAAAGAGCUGAUAUAAUUCAUAGUAUGUUUAAUAAAAAAAAAAAAAAAAAAAAAAAAUAUGCGAAUAUUUCAUGCCAGUUACUGUGGCCACUGAAAUUUUUUCAUCAUUGUCCACUAGAAACUAAAAAAAAAAAGUUUAUUCAAUUAAUAAAAUAUCUAAUCUCUCUAU
Leptopilina boulardi is the source of this 2536-nucleotide messenger RNA. Its product is annotated as synaptic vesicle glycoprotein 2B-like. The transcript has 12 exons. Gene Ontology annotation, cellular component: membrane. Lineage: Eukaryota; Metazoa; Arthropoda; Insecta; Hymenoptera; Figitidae. Gene Ontology annotation, molecular function: transmembrane transporter activity. The record is from RefSeq and is a predicted model, not a curated record. Gene Ontology annotation, biological process: transmembrane transport. Bases 16 to 1746 code for a protein of 576 amino acids.